AUGGUCACAGCCUGCGUGCUCGGCGGGAUCAGCUUCCUGUUAGUCGGGAAGAUCAGUCCUGCCUGUGACGUUUCUCCACCUCUAUUUGAGAGCUUCCGCGACUUAGAUGUGGGGAGCAUUCCCUGCGUGGAGAGGAGAUCCAGCACCGUCCCUGCCAGAGGUGCUCUGGUCCGUCAUGCCAAGGGCCUGAAACAGGAUACCUUCAAAAUUUGUAAAGAAUACCUGAGACCACUGAAGAAGUUCCUGCGAAAGUUGAACCUGCCCAAGGACCUUUCCCAGAAGAAGCGGAUAAAAUACACAAAGCAGAGCCUUGAGGCCCUCGGGGACCACAUCAACACCUUCCUGCAUCAUUACUGCCGAGCCUGGGAGACCAAGCACUGGAAAAAGAUGCUCUGGCGGUUUGUCUCCCUCUUCUCAGAACUGGAAUCCAAGCAGCUUCGCCGGCUUUAUAAAUACACCAAAACCAACCAGACAGCCAAGUUCCUG
Messenger RNA from Alexandromys fortis (reed vole), 486 nucleotides. RefSeq lists its product as uncharacterized. The annotation marks the transcript as partial. The record is from RefSeq and is a predicted model, not a curated record. NCBI's taxonomy places the organism in Eukaryota, Metazoa, Chordata, Mammalia, Rodentia, Cricetidae. The transcript has 5 exons.